This is a messenger RNA of Linum tenue, 968 nucleotides long. The record is from the annotation of a GenBank genome assembly. NCBI's taxonomy places the organism in Eukaryota, Viridiplantae, Streptophyta, Magnoliopsida, Malpighiales, Linaceae.
AAAGAAAACCCCACAUGAGGGAGCGGAACAAAACCAGAGAAAAGGAAGGCCAAAGAGUCGAAAAGAUGGUUCGGAGAAAUCCUUUGCUCCUACUCUCCCUUUUCUUCUUCUCCGUCAGCACCUCCAUCUCUGCAGAGCUGAAAGCGUCUCCUUCGGAUCACGGAACCAGCGGGAGCAAUGGAGGGUUCCGUCGAAGAGUUUUACUCGGUUUCAAGGAAACGCCUAGCGGAAGUAACACAACCUUCGAUUGCGCUCCUUCCGGGGCCUGCGUACCCUGCCAAUACUCAGAGAAGCAGAGCGAGCCAAAGUACCGAUGCAGUGAGACUGGGUAUCGUAUCCCGUUGAAAUGUGUGGAGAUAAAGGACGGUGUCAAACUUGAAAAACAAGGAAAAUUUAAGAAGAAUCGAUCUGAUCUGGACACGUCUGAUGAAAGUAGAAAUCAAGAGACUUCUUCGACCGAGGGUAGAAAUUUGGCGGAGGACUCAAAGAAACAAGAUGGCAGUGGAUCACAGGCUUACAUUACUUACAGAAGUUGUAUACCGCCUGUCGAUGAAGAGAAGGUUUCAGUGCUUGGUUUUGAGGGCAUUGUGCUGUUCUUCAUGGUUGCAAGUGGUUCAUUCGUGUACUACCGGAAGAAGCAGACAGGAACUAUGCCAGGUGCAGGUAGAAUCCAAAUGAACUCUCGGUUUUGAACCCUUGCAUAGCAUGUUGCGCGGUCCGUAGUAUUGUAGAGUAGGAGAAUUAUAUUGUACUUAUUUUCACUGUAUUGUGGAAUUUUCCUGUAUGUAUUGUAUCUUUUGCUCUUGUAGUUGAUGUUUUUCUUGCAAUUGAUGCUGUAUUUAAUUGAAUCAUCAGUACUUUGUAGUCACAUUGAAUGACGAGUUUUAGCAGUUUAUACAACUUCUGCUUCUCUCGUUCAGAUGCGUACAAUGUUGGAAUUUUGGACCUCUUUGUAGUAAGUUUUGGGC